GCAAAGAGGCGCAAAACCCCGAGUCCCAACUCUGAAAGAGUGAAAGUGAAAACCCUUGUCAAUGGCGAAGAAGAAGAAGAGAGAAGCAGAAACUGAGAACACCGAAAAGCAAGAGCCGGAACACCAGGUUGAGCUUAUCAAUGGCGACUCUCACAAAAGAAAGAAAAAGAAGAAGAAGGAGAAGGAGAAUGAGAACAAAGAAGACGGAGUUGAAGCCAAGGAAAUACCUACUGUCAGCCUAGCCGUGGCCGGUUCUAUCAUUAACAACGCACAGUCUCUCGAACUCGCCACUCGAUUGGCUGGUCAGAUUGCCCGCGCCGCAACCAUUUUCCGAGUCGACGAGGUUGUUGUUUUUGACAAUAAGAGUAGCUCAGAAAACGGAUCUAGCAUUACAGCUCAAGAUAACUCAGAUGAGGAUGAAAGUGGGGCAGCUUUUCUUAUAAGAAUCUUGAACUACCUUGAAACGCCACAGUACUUGAGAAAAGCGCUGUUCCCAAGGCACAACAGCUUAAGAUUUGUGGGCAUGUUGCCGCCACUUGAUGCCCCGCAUCAUCUGCGCAAACAUGAGUGGGCUCCGUUUCGCGAAGGUGUCACACUUAAAGAAAAAUCUCCAAACUCGUUGGGAACACUAGUUGACGUGGGUUUAAAUAAGAAUGUCACUGUUGAUCAAGUAAUUGACCCUGGAACAAGAGUUACCGUGGCUAUGGGAACUGAACGCAAUCUGGGUUCAGAUUCACUACGCCAGGUUGUUUCAUCCUCCAAGCCGAGGGAAGAAGCAGGAACAUAUUGGGGUUAUAAAGUGAGAUAUGCUUCUAAUCUUAGUUCGGUAUUUAGGGAAUGCUCAUACAAGGGUGGCUAUGAUCAUUUGAUUGGAACCUCGGAGCGUGGUUCGAUUGUUAAAUCAUCUGAUCUUGUUAUACCUACCUUCAAGCAUCUAUUAAUUGCUUUUGGUGGGCUUGCUGGGUUGGAAGAGAGCAUUGAGGAGGACACUUAUUUGAAGGUAAAAGAUGCACAGGAGGUAUUUGAUUCAUAUUUGAACACAUGUCCGCACCAGGGUAGUCGAACAAUUCGGACUGAGGAAGCGAUUUUAAUCUCUCUCCAAUAUUUCCAAGAACCUAUCAGCCGAGCACUGGAAAGCAUUUAACAGUCUACUGAAGUCAACUAAUGGCAGAACGUUGAGAACUUCACAACUAUAUCGUGUGACUCAUGUUAGCGAAGAUGCAAGAUCUAUCGCAAUUCUUCAGAUUCGUAACUUGGCUGUUAACGAGAUGACAAGAUCAGGACAACAAAAUGAAUUAGUCUUCCAAACAUGGAGAUAUGAUUUAUCUUCUUUCUGAUCUUCUCCAUUUUUCUCUUAGCAAGUCGUUAGGUCUAGCAGAUGUUUACCAAAUAUUCUUGUGCCAAACUUAUAUUUGGAGAAUUGGGGAAAACUCUUUGAGUUGACUGAGAUUUGUAGUCUUAAAUCCAGAUUCUGAAGGCAGUGGUACUUCAAUGCUAUUACAUGAAUUCAUUAUACCAAUUUUGAAGAACUUAUUUUCAGAGUUUGAUGUAAUCCAAGUACUCUCUUGCAACUACACUGCAAGAAGAGUAUGAAUUUUGGUUACUCGUAUCGUAUUCCAGAUUUAAAUGACAAUUACUCCAAUUCAAUGCU
Messenger RNA from Morus notabilis, 1651 nucleotides. Its product is annotated as putative methyltransferase C9orf114 homolog. The coding region runs from base 62 to 1144 and encodes 360 amino acids. The record is from RefSeq and is a predicted model, not a curated record. NCBI's taxonomy places the organism in Eukaryota, Viridiplantae, Streptophyta, Magnoliopsida, Rosales, Moraceae. The transcript has 11 exons.